AUCAAAUUGAUUGUAAGUAUUAAAAUUGUGAUCAUGAUGAACACUAACAAUUAUCAAUCAGCAAUUAACUCUGGUUACACUAAUUAUAAACGGAAGUUGAUUAAUUUGAUUCGUAAUUUAUUGUGUUUACCAAAUCAAUUUGACUCGGUCGAUUUUAAAAUAAUUGAAUUGUUCAAGAAAUUGGAGAAAACGUCAAUCAUGUUCGUGGGAACACGCCGAGGGUAUUCACAGAGUAUUGAUGAACCAAUUCCAAGGAAAAUGUUGAUACUCAACUAUUUGUUUUGUUUUCUUUCAAUUUCAUUGAUGAUUCGAUGUUUUCUAUUAUCAUUGAAUCUCGAUGAAUAUCCGGUCAUCAUAUCGGACAUUAAAGUCUCUGGAAAUAAUCACGGGUUUUUGGCCUUGAUAAGUGCGACUUUCGCUCUCUUGGAGAUCGUGUGUCAUGUAUGCAUAUUAUACAUUGAGGAAAAAGGAGUAUUCGUGAUUCUGUUUAGUAAAUAUUUCGAUAUAAGCAUCGAAAAUUUCAAUUCGAAACAGUUUCACAUGAAUUCGAAACAAUUCCAUCGAUUCAAACGAAUGCUUUACAUAAUAUUAACUCUUUGCAUGCGAAACAUAAUCGUCGAAAUUUCUAUUACUGGUUCACUAGUGCUCUUAAUCAGAUUCGGUUCUUUAUUUUCAUCUUCGAGCAUCGGGUUAAUCAUCUCGUCGUUUUUCUGGUUAAUUGUUGAGUUAAUUGUCUUCACUGGUCUUGGUUGUGGUCUUACAGUUACAAUCUAUCAAAUGUUGAUCUCGGUUACCAUUUAUCACUUUCAAUUGAAAAGUUUAAACGAUAAAGUUGAUGAUUUGUCAACUAAUUGUAACAAUUUCGAUAGAAAAUUGAUAAAAAUCAAUGGGGAAAUAAUUCGAUUCUACAAUGAAGCUGAACGAUGGUUCUCUUCAGUCAAAAUGUUCAUACUAUUCAUCUUUAUUCAGACAUCACUUUUCUGUGACAUGAUGAUAUUUUUGGGUUCAAUGGUUCAAAUAGUUUCGAAGGACUUUUCGAUUCUAAUGAGUUCGACCGGAUAUCCAAUUAUAAUCUUCACCGGUUUCGUUUGCUAUAAUUUAGCUACUCUCCAUUCAAUGGUAAGAAAAUUUAUUCAUCGAAUUGUGAUUCUAAUCAAAGUCCAUUUUUUUAUUCUGUUUCUUAUUUAGAGUAAAUUGUUACACUUUAAGCUGACAAAACUUUUGUAUCGUUCUCGAACUUGUAAUUAUCGUUUCUCGACACCAAAUUUAAAGGUGAAAUUAACAAUUAACAACCAAAUGAAGACAAUUAACUAAUUUUAAUUCUCAUUAUCUCUUUAGACUUUCGAGAUACUUGAUCGA
Molecule: messenger RNA, 1359 nt
Organism: Panonychus citri (citrus red mite)
Lineage: Eukaryota; Metazoa; Arthropoda; Arachnida; Trombidiformes; Tetranychidae
Exons: 1
Coding region: 34-1188 (384 amino acids)
Source: RefSeq, a predicted model, not a curated record